GAAUAUAACCCGUAAUAUAUUAUAUAUCGCUGUAUUAACAAAGAUAAAGUACAAACAAUAUUUAAUUGCAUAAUCGACCGUCAUGCACAUAUAGUCUAUUACAUUAUCUGUAUCUAAUGUGCUCGCUCUAUAUCCGCUUGUAACUACACACAUCAAGGGUAUAUAACGAUAUAUGUAUGUGAGUAUUAAUGGCGCUAUCGUAAUCCCAUUGCCAACUACUCUAAUGUAGCACUCAGUGGACUAACGGGGAAUGUAACAUCGAUACUUGCAGCGCGUUGCAGCCAAAAAUCUAGAAUUACGCUGUUGAAAUGGGCCUAACAUAGUGUAGCAAUGCCUAUGUACAUCACCAUUAACCUUCCAGAUGGCGAUAAGCCAGAGGAAGAUGCAAGCUGUGACACCCAUAAGGAUGAGGACGACCUUGGGUUGGAGAAUGUAGUAAGUAGGCAACGAAAGUAUACAGUAGAGUUUGAUAAGUCAUUGGCCAUGUGUGUGGAACAGUUCAACAAUCUACUCAACCAAAGAUCGUGUCCUGUCAAGGUACUCCGCUGUGCUAAUAGCGCAUACAACCUUGGACUGAGCAUAUCACGGCUUGAUGUAUUACGGAGGGAUUACGUCAGUUGCAGCUACUGCACAAGCGCUGAUCAUUACCCAGUGAAUUAUUUCGACAAUAUAUUUGAUGAACAAACUGACAGUGAACAAGGUGCUGACACUUCGAGGACAUCGGAAAGCUCUACUCGAGGUGUUAAUCGCUAUGUAGCACAUGCUGAUAGCCCAACUACAACGUCAAUGCAGGAUAUUUUCUUAUACCCUACCCAGAAUAUAAUCAAGCGGUUCAUGGAUCGCAGAACAGUCACCAAAUUAGUACGAUCUGAUGCUCAUUAUAUAGAAGUGGAGCAAAGUAACACUUUAUCGGAUUAUGUAGUGUAUAUGGUCGGAAGCCGUAUCGAGGAGCAACCAUUACUCCGUAGUAUAUGGGAGAAUACACAAGAAGUGGUUGCAUUCUUAAGGAAUAACCUUUUUCCAUGGUUUCGUAUAUUCCGAGUAUCGAUACUCAUUACAUUCGCACAGUGGACAUUAUUUAUAGUUAGGCUGGUGUACUCCCAUACUCACCCUGACAGCACAGAGGAACAUGAUGGCAUACUAUUCGGCGCAUUCAGCGGUGAGCUGCUCAAGAAGGAUUUUGCAAUAUAUCGGUUAAUAAGCUCCACAUUUUUCCAUAAUUCAGGAGGACAUCUUAUUAUUAGCACAAUCAUGCAUUUUAGGUUCAGCUCGGUACUUGAACGCAUUCACGGGCCAUGCAUCACGCUGUUUGUCUAUUUUCUGUGCUCAAUCUACGGUAUGCUGGGAACUUGCUGGGUCAACCCGGAGGACUUACAAGCUAAUGGAUUCGCAGGGGAUUGGGGAGUGGCAGGUGCCUUAUUAAGCCGAUACUUCAUGUUCCCUUAUCUGAUAGAUCGAGAGCAUCAGCACCUAAUCAACGUAUUUGUCAGCCUUCUGUGUUUAUUGUUCGCAAAGACAAUAGCGGCAGUGACCAAGAUCUUACUCUCUACCCACCUGCUAUCAGCAUUGGCGGGUUUCUGUCUGGGCACUAUGAUAAACAAUCGACUUAUAGGUAGGACUUGGUGUGGAAUCCCCAGCCUUGUUGUCGAUUUUUUAUGCUCAUUUACGCUCCUCGUUGUGCCCGUGGGUUCGAUAUUUGCAUUAUCCCUACUUGAGACGACGUGACCUGCGUGUCCCCGAUCGCGUGCACCGACUGUUGGGGUAA
Molecule: messenger RNA, 1765 nt
Organism: Babesia bovis T2Bo
Lineage: Eukaryota; Apicomplexa; Aconoidasida; Piroplasmida; Babesiidae
Product: Rhomboid family protein
Exons: 1
Coding region: 331-1725 (464 amino acids)
Cellular component (GO): membrane
Molecular function (GO): serine-type endopeptidase activity
Source: RefSeq, a predicted model, not a curated record